AUGGCAGAUACUACAAGUCCUGAAAACAAGGUCGCUCAGACCCCCUUGAUGGCAGCUGUGAUGCAGAAUAACGGAGACAUCCUUAAAAAGUACAUUUCGAUGACCGGGUGUAUCGACCCGGUAAAUCACAUGACCGCCCUCCAGAUCGCUGCUGCCAACGGAAAAGCUCAUGCGGUAAACGGGAUUGUCAAGGCACAGAAUCAGAACGCGUCGUCGUUGAAAAUUAUCCAGGAACUCGGCCUUCAGACAGGGCCUUACAGGCGUACCGCACUAAUGCAUGCAGCGAUUGCCAACCAAGGUAUAUGUAUUCGCCCCCUUGCAGGGGAAAUGGGCCUCAAAGACAGCUUUGGCAACACCGCCCUUAUCCUUGCUGUGAAGAACAAUUCUUACAUAUACGUGAAAGACUUUUGUGACAACCUAAAGGAGGGAUAUCUGGAGAGAUCUGAUGCAGAGAAGGAACUAGGUGCGUAUCAGAACAGCAUGACAGCUCUCAUGCAUGCCGCGGCCCUUGGACACUGCGAGAUUUUGGACCUGCUGCUUCCCUAUGAGGCGUGCCUCUGUACGAACGAUGCCAACCGGGUGUCUGCUCUGAUGGUCACCGUCAUCGCCAUGACCCGCAUCAUGCACUGCUUUGGAGGUACAGAUCAGUUUAAUAAGUUGGAUUUGAACGAUCUCUUGAACUGUCAUCCGGACGAUUUCACUAAACUGAUGCCUAGCUACCAGAGCUACAAGCCGUUUGCCUCUGCGCCAGAGCAAACGACUGAGGCGUUGGCCUCCACAAUCCUUGCAGAUAUAACAGGGCAGAACCCGACAUCCUCCACAGUUAUGUCCCCGACAGCAGCGUCUACGCCGGGAGGCUUUACGUCCUCUAGCGUCAUCAGCCCCAAUCCUAUCACUACCACCUUCCUUGUAGGCGAUCCCUCCUCUUCGACCAUUGCCAUGCAAUCUGUCCAGUCAAUACUUUCCCCCAGACAUCAGACCCCCGCGCCAGUGACGACCUAUGAUAAGCAUCCGCUUCACUAUGUUAUGAACUACAUAUCUUGCAUGCGUCAACUGAUGGUCAAGGAAGUAGGCAUGUCCUCCGCGCAUCCGACGCUCUCCUGCGCACUUUACUGUGCCGUAGUGGCCAACAACCUCAUCGCAGUCAAGAUUCUUUCCACCUUUGAGACACAGAUGACCAAUUCGAACAAGGAGUCGUCGCUUAUCCUUGCCGCCCGCCUCCAUUAUCCUCUCAUAGCCAAGGAGUUGCUGAUCCGCGAGCUGGGCCACCUUGAUAUCAAUGGCUUCACGGCUCUCAUGUACGCAGCCGUCCAAGGAGACCUUAGGAUAACGAACACAAUCGUUAGUAGCAGGGAAAUGUGUAUUCAGACCCAGAAGGGCUACUCUGCACUCAUGCUAGCUGUUAUGUCACCGCUAGCAAUGACGUACUAUAAAACUGCAGCUUCUUCGGCAGGUUCAGCAGGAUCCGUUGCCACCACAAAGCCUGGGCUAUGUGGUACUCAGGAGCAACCUGCUACGGUCAGCACUGUCGAUUCGCCGACACCGUCUCUACCUGUGGGGACGGUGAUAACAGGGAAGGAGCUAGAGACAACAGGAAUCAACACCCGCACUUCAAACCUCGAUGUUGUCCGUCUUCUGUCCUCGCCUUAUCUGAAUCGUAACCGGAAGCAGAAAUAUAUAACAUCGCUACAGAUUCCUGCAACCGUUAAAGAGAAAAUCCUUAAGCAGGCUCCUGGUGGCGAGGGCGGGCUCUACUCUGCAUCUGGAGCAACCGCAUUGAUGUAUGCAGUUGCCCGUGGCUAUACAGAUUACGUGUGCGAGCUUAAAGAAACUGAAUGCGGGCUUCAGGCCACCGGAGAGCUACACGAUCUUUUCAAUGAAAUAGAAUACAGUUCUGACAUGUCCUUCUGCCAGGAGAUGCUGGGUGGUGAAGGCGACAAUGUCUUUAUUACACCCGAAGAUGUCUGGCUGCAUAAGUACUCAUCUACUAACGACGCCACCGUCAAUAAUGAGUUUGCUAACAAGAAGAUGACCAUGAAGGCCCUGCGUGCAAAAGAGGUGAAGGAUGCCACACUUACUGCCAAAAAUAAUUACAAGAACUUCGCUACGUCUAUGAGAGAGCAGCAGAAGAAGGUUGCAAAGGAAAUUGAGGCGAAGACGGCCCAGGCUAUCAAAAAUGCCGAGAAGAUCUUCACCGCUAGUGCCUUGAUGGAGGCCAACAGCGAUGCCUCCACGAUGAAGAGCCCUAUCUCUUCUGCUGGCCACAGCAGACACGCCUCUCAUAACGGCGGAGCUUCAGACUUUCGGCGCGUGGAUUCUAAAGUCAACUUCGACGCUGCGACCAGUGCAGUGGGAUCCACUCUCGGCAUAAAUACUUCGGCCCUUGCUAUGCGAUCACGCUCAUUUUCAAAUCUUCAGGGCUUUGAGCCCACAUUCUCCGGCUUUGAUACCUUGUCAAAGUCUGGUCUGGGAGAUACCCCCGCAAAUCAGGAGGUUUCUGUUAAGGACCUCUUCUUCUCUAUCCAGAACAACCUGGGGAAGAUCAAGGACAUGUGCCUUGCUGCAUUCCAGAGUGAUGCUACCAUCUCGAAUGAGGACCAGACAAAGGUUAAGCAUAUAAUCUCUACUUGCAUGGCAUACAUCUCGGCUUUUAUUGGGACCGAUACAGACGCGUCUGUCUCUCUGGGCUUUUCAAAGCAGGCCAUUCAGAAAAUCAUUGCCAUCGGUGACGGAUGCCGCUCUCUGCAGGCAAAAAUCAACUCCACUCCAGGAAUGCAGACAACGCUGAAAGGGGUUGAGGGAAUCAUCAAUGAGACACUCACCCUUCUGAGUAAGGCCAAGACGACGUCGGCAAAGAUCAUGCUGCGAACGUACUCUGACACACAACCGGCUACGCAGUUUCAGGCCUUCUUCAGUCAUAUCGGCUUUUCUGCGCUCAUGCUGGCCGCAGAGCUCAACCAGUACGAUUGCUUUAUGCAGCUGUUUGAAGCGGAAGCAGGCCUUGUUUCAAGUAUGGGCGCCUCUGGGCUACUCAUAGCGUGCAUGCUCAACCGUGUUAAGAUAAUGGAUGAGGUUGUUUGUGGAUCGUAUGCGAUCUUCAAGCCUCAGGUGCUUUCAGAACUCAAGGCACGCCUGAAGCCAAUGAAUGCAACAGCUCUGAUGGUCGCUGCAGCUAGUAAUAACCGCCAAAUUAUAGAGAUUCUUCUAUACAACAAGGACACGCGCAAUCUGCUACUUCGUGCUUGUGACGAUGAAGGAAACACGGCCCUUCACUACGCUGUGCGAGCGAAUAGUGUUGGGGCUUGCAAACUACUGGCCCCAGAGGAGUUCGACAUCAAGAACCGCAAGGGGCUAACUCCGUAUGAGGUUGCUUGCGAGGUCGGCAGUGCCAAUUGCAUCGACAUACUCUCUGAGUAUGGUGAGACAGGCAAGCGCAUGACGCAUACGCCACUCAUGCUGGCGGCAAUCAAUAGUAGCUCCGCUACUUGCGAGGAGAUAAUCAAGACAAGUGACAAUGCAGACCUUCAGCGCAGGAAAAUUGCCAAAGAGAUCAAGAAGUCCAAGAUCUUCAAGGAUAGUGCGUUCGUGGUCCCAAAUGUGGAGUCUAUGCUUCACGAGACGAACUUGCGCGUUGUGAAGCGGCUCGAUAUGCCGGGCACGUCGCUUCCACAUCCCUCGUCCUCCUCUAUAGUACCAGGAGAUGACUCUGCGCCGUCAACCAUGGGGCCAGGCUCUCCCAGCAUCAACGUCAAAUCCAAAUUCAAGCGACAGAUUGGAAAGAUAUGUGAGUGUUGCAAGUAUACGGCACUCAUGCACGCUGUUGAGGUAGAUGCGGUCGACGUCGUACGCAUCUUGGCCCCAUACGAGUCCAGGGAGCUGUACUAUAUGACUCUUCCAGAGAUUAAGCAAGAGGCAGACUACUACACAGCGCUCAUGAUAAGCAUAUACCGGAACCAAACAGACAUAGCGCGCAUCCUCAUACCAUAUGAGGCGGGCAUGCGUAGUAGCAACAGCGGUGUUACUGCUCUCCUAGUCGCGGCUCGGAUGGGCCGAGAGUCGAUAGUUGCUGAGCUGGCUCCUCUCGAACGGAGAAUCAAUGAUAAGUUCGACGACGACUGCCUUAUUGCCGCCAUCAAGUAUCUGAGUCAAAUCGGAGAUACUUACGUCCUCGGAAGCCAGCCUAUUGUCUCUAAGAAGGAUGACACCGAAAAGCCUGUCGGGGGUACUGGAGGUGAUCUGAACUUGGAAACGGAUGACCUGUCCAUAGAGAAGAUCCUAGCAGAUCUAAAGACAAAGGUUGAUAUGAAGCCGGUCACUGAGAUUCCGUUCACUAACACCAUUAUAAUGCACUUAGCUAACAACAUUCCUUCACGGGCACACACUGUCCUUGGCCUAACACACCUGCAGUUCGCGACAAAAUUAAAGGUGACGCGCGUGGUUGAGGUCCUUGUCGAACUGGGGCAUGGUGUUCGGGUAUAUGACGAUCAGCACCAGACGGCGCUAAUGAUAGCUGCAACCAAUAAUUACAUUGACGGUGUCAAGCUACUCGCUCCCCAUGAGAAGGGGAUGCUGAACAAGCACAACGACAAUGCCCGUGUCCUCGCGAUGAAGCAAAACUACCGUGGCAUAGAAGAUAUCCUUGCUCAGUACGAGGACUUUCCGGAGCACAAACUCCAUAAUGCUAUAGUCAAAGAUGACAUUCAGGGGGCUCAGAAUAACCUGGAGUUCCUUGGGUGUAUGCACCAGGGCGAGUCGUGCUUGAUGACCGCAGCAAUGAGCGGAAAGAUAGAUAUGUUUAAUCUGCUGUAUAACGAGAGUGUAAAGAGGCUCAACUCCCCGGGACAGAAGCAGGACUUAGGACUCAGGGAUAAGCGCGGUUAUACAUGCUUUAUGCGCUUAGUAGAGCGCUGCUCGUCUUUACCGGCUAGUGACACAUCUAUCUUCACGUACCUCGAUUUCAUGAAGAAGCUUUUUACUGUCCGCGUUGAGCUUGGCGUGUCCUUGCAGCAAAACGUGGCGCAGCGAAUGCCAGGUGAUAAGUAUCUCGGAAUGACCGCUUUUCUCAUGGCGUGUGCUAUGAACUGCAUUGGAGUUGUCAAGCUCAUUAUGGAGGCGGCGGGGGAGACAGGCUCUAGUAACAAGGAGCUCUUUGAGUUGGAGGUGAAAAGCCGUGUUGAGGGCGGCAUGAACGAUUACGCCUUCAUGGUUGCAGUGAAAAACGGCUCUGGUGACGUUUUCGACUAUCUUGUUUCUUCUCCUACCUAUGUGCGUUAUGCACUUCCUUCGUCUGCUAACAUCUUGAAGAUUCUCAUUGACAUGGACAGCGUAGAGCAGUUCAAGCGCACAUAUCCUGUGUUGACAGGGAAGUUUUCUGACAUGUACAGCGACGCGCUGGUGCGGGAGUAUGCUAAAUCUGUUGGAAAGGAGGGAACAUUCUUUGAUGGCAUCCCUGUCUGUGAUCCAACCAAUCGUAGCUCUAACAUUUGUGAUUCCGUUCCUCCUGUUCAGGCGCCGUCAGCGAAGGAGCAGGAGGCUGAUAGCAUUCUUUCUCCGUAG
This is a messenger RNA of Giardia duodenalis, 5556 nucleotides long. RefSeq names its product Ankyrin repeat protein 1. NCBI's taxonomy places the organism in Eukaryota, Fornicata, Diplomonadida, Hexamitidae. The transcript has a single exon. The coding region runs from base 1 to 5556 and encodes 1851 amino acids. Gene Ontology annotation, molecular function: protein binding. The record is from RefSeq and is a predicted model, not a curated record.